Messenger RNA from Malaclemys terrapin pileata, 2341 nucleotides. RefSeq names its product protein FAM162B-like. NCBI's taxonomy places the organism in Eukaryota, Metazoa, Chordata, Testudines, Emydidae. The record is from RefSeq and is a predicted model, not a curated record. Gene Ontology annotation, cellular component: mitochondrion. Gene Ontology annotation, biological process: cellular response to hypoxia; positive regulation of release of cytochrome c from mitochondria; neuron apoptotic process. The coding region runs from base 175 to 663 and encodes 162 amino acids. The transcript has 4 exons.
UGGUAAGUGGUGUAAAUAUAUGAUACCAUCAGCAGACAUACAGCAGUUUAACCUUCGAACACCUGGCACAUUUCGUUUGAUUUGCUGUGUGCUGGCUGGCACAUCAGGUCUAUAGGAGUAAAUGACUACUACUGAGUUGUUUAUUCACUGAAGCACAAGAGGUAGAAGCACACAAUGCUGGGGCGGCUAUUGAAAAGUGAGCCUCUUGUCACAAGUAUUUUGAGAACAACCGAUUUCUGGAGGUGUCCAUGUACCAAGCACGCUCAGAUAUUGACAAGAAGAACUCUUUGUCACAAAGCAGAGGCCACAAAGAAGGUUAUUUCUCAAACAGCUAUUCCAGGCCGUAGCACAUUCAGAAAUGACAGAAGACCUACAGCAUUUGAUAAAAAGAUUUUAUUAUGGGCAGGACGGUUUAAAAAAGAGGAGGAUAUUCCAGCUCUAUUAUCAGCUGAGGUCAUCAAAGCUGCUACGAGCCGAGUGAGGAUCAAAAUUUGCUACAUCACAAUGGCACUGACUCUGCUAGGCUGCUUGGUCAUGAUCAUCUCAGGCAAGCAAGCUGCUAGAAGAGAGGACACGCUGCUGAGGAUGAAUACCGAAAAGAAGGCCAUGUGGAGGGCUGAAGCAGAGACGGACCUGGAGGCAGCUGCAAUGAAAGCUCAGUGAUCAAGACGGCAUUUAUUUUAGCAGCAGGCGAUAAGUGAUUUAUACAUGUGGCCUAUGCACCUCUGUUCCGCUAACACUUUGGAGCUUCUUGUCACGGCAAAGAUUUCCCAUAGAAAACUGUUUACUUACGAAUUUUGAAACCCUAGUGGAAAUUCCAACAGACUCACUUAGAAGCCUUCUACUGAUCUCUGAGCUUUUGCAUAGGCCUCAGUUGGAGGGUCAGAAAUCAGUAAAUCGGCUUUUUUCCAAGCCGACGUUGGCCAGCUUGGAAUUAACUGAAAAAGAGGACCAGGGUGGUUCAGAGGAUUGGGUGUGAACCUGGGACUCUGGAGACCCGCAUCAGCUCCUUGCUUUACCACUGCCUCCUUGCGUGACCUCGAUCAGUUCCUGACUCUCUUUAUGCCUUAGUGAAAUGGGGGAAAUGGCAUUUGACUGCCCACAGGGGUGUUGUGAGGAUAAACACAUCAAAGAUUGUGAGGUGCUCAAAUACUGUGGCUAGGGUGAGGACAGAAGCAGUUUUCCUACCCUGCGAGAAUUUUUGAGGUUUCAAAAAAAUUUUCCUAUCCCAGAUCAGGAUGAAAAGUUGAAAUCUCAAAAGGUUUUGCAAACAAAAACAAACAAAACCACAAUAUUUGGGGGUCAAUCUAAAUAUUUUUUAUUUCAAUUUUGACCUUUCCCCCCUGUUUUAGAAACCUUUUUUUCAGUCUAAAUUUACUAAGAUUUUGAAAUGAAAAGUCACUGUGACUCAGAACUCCCAAAACGUUCUGGAUGGAAGAUGCCAAAAUGGGACAGUCUGACAGUUUCAGCUCUUCCUUCCAAAAAGCUUUUGAGUUGGGAGAUUCGUAAACAUCAACCAUGUUUUAGCACUAAAAUAGUUCAGUGAAAAAUUCCUGACCAGGUCUAACUACACUAGUGGGGGCCAUAUACAUUUCUUAGAAAAUGUUCUGGCGUUUCUGGUACCACCCUUCUAAAUACCAAGCCAGGCUCUCAGUCUUUGCAAGGACAAAAGCAGGUAGUGCUAAAUCAGAGCAACCCAAACGUACCAUAUUCUAGCAACUUGCUUUAAGGGGGUGGUGGAAAGCUCGGUAAAAGCCUAUCUGCUGGGGGGGAUAACGGCUGAGCUGAAUUUUAAAAAUCACUUAUGCACAAAUCCUGUCUUCACCCCCAUCCCUAAAAAGCCCCAACGUCUCCUCUCUGUGGGCAUGCUCAGCUUUGAUUGGCAGUAGAAUGUGUGUACUUCCUUAGCAGCGGGGUGGGGAGCAGGCAAAUUGUGGAACAGCCAAGCAGGGAGGUGUCCAUGCUCCCUGUGGACCUGUUCUUCAUGAGGGAGAAUGUGGUGUAGCACCAAGCCUGGGCUGGGUUGGUCCAUGAGAGCAGCUGGACCAUGGCCAGUGGAUGUAAUCUCAGGGAAAUAUCAGCUCAAAGGUGCUGGGGCCAGAGAAGAUGCAUUCACUAUCAAGCAGGUCUGCUGGUGACCUUGGUGACUGGGUCCCUGCGCAAUGAGCUUUAUCUCAGGAUACCUGCCCUUAGGCAGAGACACACCACCAUGGCAAUGCGUUUUGCCUUGUUGCAUUGCACCGUGAUUCUGGCCAUAGCCUCACAUGACCGUUCCUAACCGCUUAUUUAGUUUUGAUUGUAGUCAGAAUUAAUUGUUAAUAAAUGAUUUGCUAAACUUGGA